AUGUCAAGUCCAACGCCAACACCGGGUUCCUCGACCCUGCGCCUCCGCGCGAAGAGGGCAUGCGACCAUUGUCGUGCACGCAAGACGCGCUGCGUGGUACUCACCGGGGCUACGUCGUGCACGGCAUGUCAAUCAUACCAGGUAUAUUGCGGUCUCGAUCUUGAGAAACAUCGCCGAUAUCAGUACCGCCGCGUGAAGCGCCUUGCACGAGAUGUCGAGCGUCAAGCGCGCCUAGGGUUUGCAGGGGCUAAAGCAACAGGUAUGGCGUUCAAGCUGGAAAAGGCAUAUGAGCAGCGAUACACUGACCACUACGGCCCUGGCGUAUCACCAUCGGCAAAUCACCCGAGGGCACCCUCAGUGCCAAGCUCUCCAACCAUUAUAGCUCUCCCAAGCUAUAUUAGACAGCUCCCUGAUCCCGCUGAUGCCAGUGCUCUCGAUGACUUGGCAGCUCAAGGAGCCUUCGCGGUCCCCCCAACAGAUUCUCAGUUCGCGUUGUUGAAGAGCUUCGUACAGCACGUGCACUCUGGUCUGCCGCUGCUUAACCUUGGCUCACUGCUCGACGCGAUAGUAUUGCGAGACGGUCAGCAGGUUGGCUUGUUACUAUUCCAGGCCGUCAUGUUUGCCGGGGCAGUCUUCGUUGACGACGUACAUUUGCAUUUGAUGGGAUACAAGUCUCGGAGAGAUGCCUUGAAAGAACUCUUUACGCGCGCAAGAGCUUUGUAUGAGUACGGUUGCGAGACUGAACCGGUGGAAACCUUACAGGCGUUGCUCCUUUUUACACUCUACCAGGAGGACCACCAGUGCGGGCCAUCGUUCUGGAUGAGUACGCUGUGGGCCAGGACGCAGGCCACGAAGCUGUGGCAUGGAGCUGAGGUAUUAGAGUCCGGCCGAGGUCUCUGGAAGCGCCUUUGGUGGAGUAUCUACACCAGGGAUCGCGUAAUUGCCCUCGACACCAGACACCCGGUGUACAUCGGCGACGAGGAACAUAAUGUCCCAAUGCUACUGCUGGCUGACUUUGAAGCCUGCUACGCGACCGGCAAAACAUACUUGGAGCUGGGCCUCGAUCUCACCUUGCGCGAUACGGCAACCAAGACUGCCCUGGCGCUGACUUUUAUCUACAAAGCCAAGCUUUGCCAGUACAUCGCCCGCAUCCUAUCCACCCAGUACUCAGUCGGCGUCGCCUCCACCGGAGCAGCGAUGUAUACGCCCCGGGGUACGGGUUUAGCUUCGUCCGAGUUCCAGGACCUCCAGCGCGAGCUGGAUGGGUGGCAGGCUAGUCUGCCUCAGUCGCACCAGUUUCAGUUUCCAAUAGCUGUUCUUCCCCCUCGAGGCGAAGCCCAGGACAUUGUCCACGUGCAGCAGUCUGUGGUGCAGAUGUUAUUUUUCACGGCAGUCCACUUGUUGCAUCGUCCUUCGCUUUGCCUGCCGCUCGCGGUCAACUAUUUGGACGGCAUAUUCCGUGACCUCUCCGCGUGGAAGAUCGAGUGCGCGUCUCAGAACAUCAUCGCAAUCGCACACAGCCUCCACAUUAACAACAUGACCGAUUGCCUGCCGGACACCGCUGUAACAUCCCUCCUCUCUGCCGCAAUAUCCUACACUGUCAAACCUGCUCCUCGGGUUUCCCCAGCUGCGUAUCCAGGUGCAGAUUACCUACAACAAGCCCGGGAUUGUCUCGAAAGGCUGAAGGACAGAUACGAGGGGGCACGCUGCGCGGAAGCGUUCCUGAACUAUGCUGCUAAGCUAUCGGAGCGUUUUGAAAGCUUUUCGCUACCGCUGUCUGAGAUGAACGAGGCCGAGGUUGCUAGUUCCCAUGGCUCCGAUGGAUUUCAGUCGUGCGCCUGCCAUGAGGACCCUACCUUGCCUUGUAUUUAUUACUGA
Messenger RNA from Aspergillus calidoustus, 1878 nucleotides. The record is from the annotation of a GenBank genome assembly. Lineage: Eukaryota; Fungi; Ascomycota; Eurotiomycetes; Eurotiales; Aspergillaceae.